This is a messenger RNA of Penicillium expansum, 426 nucleotides long. RefSeq lists its product as uncharacterized. The coding region runs from base 1 to 426 and encodes 141 amino acids. The transcript has a single exon. The record is from RefSeq and is a predicted model, not a curated record. NCBI's taxonomy places the organism in Eukaryota, Fungi, Ascomycota, Eurotiomycetes, Eurotiales, Aspergillaceae.
AUGGGAAAGCACAGUCCAACGUGCCCAUCACGCUUCCUUAAUCAAAGCCUUGCUAAAACAGCGCUCAAAAGCCCACGGAGCCCGCUCAACUCCGUGAUGAAUCAAGUUUUAAAGGCCUGCCAAAUUACGAUGCAAUCGGCAGCUUUACUCAAGAAAGAAGUAAGCGAAUUACGCGCUGAAAACGAGACGAAAAAGCGAAAAAGGACUCAGUCUAGAGGGCAAAUAGCUUCCGAAGAAAGCCUCUCAGUUUUAGAGGCCUCUACAUUAACGAUGCAGCCGGAGCAAGCAGUUUUAACGCAAAUACCCCGUGAAGCAGAAUCAGCUCCGGCACCUUUACAGCCACGUACGAGAGCCUUACCGAAGUGCAGUAUAUGUGUAAUUCAGGGUCAUAAAUUGACUACAUUUCCUAUGAGAACACGUUUUUAG